Molecule: messenger RNA, 1741 nt
Organism: Folsomia candida
Lineage: Eukaryota; Metazoa; Arthropoda; Collembola; Entomobryomorpha; Isotomidae
Product: methyl farnesoate epoxidase
Exons: 9
Coding region: 154-1653 (499 amino acids)
Biological process (GO): xenobiotic metabolic process
Cellular component (GO): intracellular membrane-bounded organelle; cytoplasm
Molecular function (GO): iron ion binding; oxidoreductase activity, acting on paired donors, with incorporation or reduction of molecular oxygen, reduced flavin or flavoprotein as one donor, and incorporation of one atom of oxygen; heme binding
Source: RefSeq, a predicted model, not a curated record
GCAGUCCAUUUAGAAAUUCUGUCUUAAUCAGUACACUGAUCGAAAUCAGCCUUUAUUCUCAUCAAAAUUUCACGCUAUUAUUUUCCCAGUAACAACUGCUUACUGCUUACUACUCACGGCUGUUCAUAAUUUCGGAAAAAUUUCCUAACCAAGAUGAUUCUUUUAAUAUUUUUCACAAUUUUUAUCGUCUACUUGUUCAUGUCGACACGGCGAAGACCCAACGAACUUCCAGGUCCCUUCAAAUGGCCGAUUGUUGGGAAUCUCCCCCAAAUCGCGCAAGUCAACUGGUCCCGAGUUUGGCUUGCUAUUGAUCACUACUCAAAAAUCUAUGGAGGCAUUUACGGAAUGUAUUUUGGCCCAAGAUACGUUGUCGUUCUCAGCGAUCCCAAAGUGGUUCACGAGCUGAUGAAGCGUGACGAGUGGAACGGGCGUCCGCACGACCACAUGGCCAAGCUUAAGGCAGACGGAGCCAUUUUAGGGAUCAUUAUGACGGAUGGGGAAUUGUGGAAGGAGACGCGACGCUUUACCUUCCGCCACAUGCGAAACUUUGGGUACGGCAAGAACACCAUGGAAUCCUCCGUUAUGGACGAAGUGCAAAACGUGGUAGACCACGUGGGCAAGAAGAUUGGAAUUGGGGAGCAUAUCUUGUCCUUUGACGAUACUUUUGGUCCCGCUGUUCUCAGCACGUUGUGGAACAUGGUGGCAUCAAUUCGAACAGAAUUAGAUGACCCCGCAGUCCUGAAGUUACAACGAACCGUGAGAGAAACCAUGCAAAAAAGAGCCUUCGGCGCCGGAAUAUUUUGGUCGUUUCCUUCUCUUCGACACUUAUUUCCCAAGCAGAGCAGUUUCGGCCAGCAAAUCGACGGCUUCAACUUUCUCAAGGAAAAUAUGCGGAAAGUCAUAGCUGAGCAUAAAAAGACUCGAGUACCGGGAGAACCCCGAGACUUCAUCGACGCCUAUCUCGACGAGCAAGAAAAUAAUCCUGAAAAUCCAAACUUUUUCGACGAGCAAUUGGUCGUGACGUGCAUGGACCUUUUCGUCGCGAGUGACUCCGCCACGAUCACUCUGUGGUGGGCAAUGCUCUACUUAAUUCUUCACCCGGAAGUGCAGACCAAAGUACAGGCGGAGAUUGAGUCUGUCGUUGGAUUAGAUCGACCCGUCACUAUGGCCGAUAAAGAGAACUUGAACUAUUUUGAGGCCUUCCUUCUCGAAGUGAACCGAUAUUCCAGCAUGGCUCCCAUCGUCACACCGCACGCUCUCACAGAAACCGUGACCUACAAAGGAUACGAGAUCCCAAAGGGCUCUCUGGUCUUCAUCAACACGUGGGGCAUUCACCGGAACAAAGAUCACUGGGGAGACCCUGACACCUUCCGACCUGAACGAUUUCUCGAUCAAAACGGCAAAGUCAUUACGAACGACGAAUGGUUCCUUCCCUUCAGUUCUGGAAAACGUCGCUGUCCUGGAGAACCUUUGGCAAAAAUGUCCAUCUUCCUCAUGGUGUCCAACCUCUUACAAAAAUUCACCUUCUCCACCAUUCCCGGUGAGCCACGCCCCAGUUCAGUUCCCGUCAUUGGACUCAACCUCGCCCCAAUUCCCUAUAAAGCACAGUCUCGAUUACGAAAAUCAACUCCAAGACGAAGAGGGGCUGGAUAAUACAAAAUUCGAAAAAAUUGUGCACAGAAAUAUGUAUCUGAUACUCAAAUUGUAUUCAAUAAAAGUUUUAAUGAAAAUAUUUUAGAAA